GUGUGCACGGUCCCUGCCAAGGCUGGGAGUUUGUAGACUGUCCCUGACUCGGCCAGUUUCCACGACCCUGCAGCUUUGGCGGCGGCGGCGGCGGCUAGCGGGCUCUGAUUCCAUUCCCAGGUAGCUUGCGAGGCGGGCUCGGCGGUCCUUGCGGCUACUGCAGCCUGCAGGCGGUGUGACCUCCUGCCCGCCCAACCCCGCAUCCCUGCACACUGGCUCAUAUAAGAGACGACGGGUGAACAGCUCCUCCAGGGGCUGCUGCUGCUGCUAAGGGAGGCAGCCCGAGAGGUGCUAAAAUGCAGUGAGUGACCAAAGAGAUAGAAGAAGAGGAGUAAUUAACAUAGCUGGCCAAUCCAGAAACAGAGCAUGUCCACAGCACCUGAAAGACUGAGAGUUUGUUGUAUAUUAAACAAGUCUCUGUUUAGUCACUGCUAAGAGCUCAGCAGAAUGGAAGUGAAAGAAGGAAACUGGCUUACACAGGAGCCCGAGUGAGACUGCCUGUCCUUUUCGAGACCAACACCAUGGAUUCGCAUCUCCCUUUGGUGCUUUAAGAUCCAACCCAAGGAAAGAAGCAGCUCCUUGGGAGCCAUGGCUUUCUUUGCUCCAUGGAAGUUAUCCUCUCAGAAACUAGGGUUUUUCCUUGUGACUUUUGGCUUCAUUUGGGGUAUGAUGCUUCUGCAUUUUACCAUCCAGCAACGAACUCAACAUGAAAGCAGCUCAAUGCUUCGUGAACAAAUACUGGACCUCAGCAAAAGGUACAUCAAGGCUCUGGCAGAAGAAAAUAGGAAUGUGGUGGAUGGGCCCUAUGUUGGUGUGAUGACAGCCUAUGAUCUGAAGAAAACUCUUGCUGUCUUAUUGGACAAUAUUUUGCAACGUAUUGGCAAGUUGGAAUCGAAGGUGGACAAUCUUGUAAUCAAUGGCACUGGAGCAAAUUCAACUAAUACCACCACAACCGCUAUUCCCAGCAGCAUAGCAGCGUUUGAGAAAAUUAGUGUAGCAGAUAUCAUUAAUGGAGCUCAAGAAAAAUGUGAAUUGCCUCCUAUGGAUGGCUUCCCACACUGCGAAGGGAAAAUCAAGUGGAUGAAAGAUAUGUGGAGAACAGAUCCCUGCUACGCAAAUUAUGGUGUGGAUGGGUCCACGUGCUCUUUUUUUAUUUACCUCAGUGAGGUUGAAAAUUGGUGUCCUCAUUUACCUUGGAGAGCAAAAAAUCCCUAUGAAGAACCAGAUCAGAAUUCAAUGGCUGAAAUUCGUACGGAUUUUAAUCUACUCUAUGGGAUGAUGAAACGGCAUGAAGAAUUCCGAUGGAUGAUACUAAGGAUCCGAAGAAUGGCUGGUGCAUGGAUUGAAGCAAUUAAAUCAUUGGCAGAAAAGCAAAACCUUGAGAAGAGAAAAAGGAAAAAAAUUCUCGUUCACCUGGGACUCCUGACCAAAGAAUCUGGCUUCAAGAUUGCAGAGAAUGCAUUUAGUGGAGGCCCACUUGGUGAAUUAGUUCAGUGGAGUGAUUUAAUUACAUCUCUCUACUUACUGGGCCAUGACAUUAGGAUUUCAGCUUCACUGGCUGAGCUCAAGGAGAUAAUGAAGAGGGUUGUAGGUAAUAGAUCUGGCUGCCCAACUGUAGGUGAUAGGAUUGUGGAACUCAUUUAUAUUGAUAUUGUCGGACUUGCUCAAUUUAAGAAAACCCUUGGCCCUUCCUGGGUUCAUUACCAGUGCAUGCUUCGAGUACUGGAUUCAUUUGGUACUGAACCUGAAUUUAAUCAUGCUAAUUAUGCCCAGUCCAAAGGUCACAAGACCCCAUGGGGAAAAUGGAACCUUAAUCCUCAACAAUUUUAUACAAUGUUCCGAGAAAGAUAUGCUUGCUGCUCUGCUGUUGCUUUCCCUACCCAGUUAUUUGAUCACACUACCCACACACCAGACAACAGUUUUCUGGGAUUUGUGGUAGAACAGCACCUGAAUUCAAGUGAUAUCAAGCACAUUAAUGAAAUCAAAAGGCAGAAUCAGUCCCUUGUGUAUGGCAAAGUUGACAGCUUCUGGAAGAAUAAGAAAGAGUACUUGGACAUCAUUCACACAUACAUGGAAGUCCAUGCAACAGUCUAUGGGUCUAGCACUAACCACAUGCCCAGCUACGUGAAGAAUCAUGGAAUCCUCAGUGGACGAGAUUUACAGUUUCUUCUCAGAGAAACCAAGUUGUUUGUUGGACUGGGGUUUCCAUAUGAGGGUCCAGCUCCCCUUGAGGCUAUCGCUAAUGGAUGUGCAUUCCUGAAUGUCAAAUUUAACCCACCAAAAAGCAGCAAAAACACGGACUUUUUUAUAGGCAAACCAACCCUGAGAGAGCUGACUUCUCAGCAUCCUUAUGCUGAAGUGUUCAUUGGACAACCCCAUGUCUGGACUGUGAACCCAGCUGAUCAUCAUGAAGUAGAGAAUGCAGUGAAAGCAAUUUUAAAUCAAAAGAUUGAACCUUACAUGCCAUAUGAGUUCACAUGUGAAGGGAUGCUGCAAAGGAUGAAUGCAUUUAUUGAGAAACAAGAUUUCUGUCAUGGGCAAGUUAUGUGGCCACCACUUAGUGCUCUGCAGGUGAAACUCUCUGAACCUGGGAAAUCAUGCAAACAAGUCUGCCAAGAAAACCAACUCAUCUGUGAGCCAUCUUUCUUCCAACACCUUAACAAGGACAAGGAUGUCAGAAGUAUGAGGUGGUAUGCCACUACAGAACUGACCAAUGACAUCCUGGUGCCCUCGUAUGAUGACAAGAAAAAGCAUUGUGUGUUUCAAGGUGAUCUUUUGCUGUUCAGCUGCGCAGGAGCCCACCCCAAGCACAAGAGAAUAUGCCCUUGCAGGGACUACAUCAAGGGCCAAGUAGCUCUCUGUCAAGACUGCCUAUAGCAGCAAAAAUCCCAGGCCCCAACUGAUUCAACUGGGAAGGAACCUAGCUGGGGGCAGGGAGAGAUAGGGUGGUCCAAGGACUGCCCCAACUGCCAGAACUCUUUGGUCUUUUAGUUUAGAUGUUGGUUUUGCUACAGGUGGAGUUAAAACAACAAAAUGGAGUUCUAAAUGACAACAAAAUGCAGAGAGACAGUGCAGUGGACUGACUCUCUCACAGUCGGGAUUUUUAAAAAAAAUCUUCAGUGAGCAACUGUGGUGAGGCUCUUCCAAAACCAUCCAGUUGCUCUUGGGUAAAAAUAAAUGAAGUUCCAUGCUUCAUUUAAAAAAAAAAUUAAGACGAUCAUGAAGACUCUUGUGUGGGAAAAAUUCCUAAAUCGAUUAACUUAUUUAUUUGUGGGAGGGCUAGGGAGGGUUAGGGAAGGAAGGGAAGGAAUAAUGCAUUUUUUUGCCUUCUGCUGUCCAUGUUCUACUUUCACUAAAUAGCAUUCCAGCGUAGUUUGAGAUAGCAGAGGAAGGGAAGGAGGUGCCAAGCAUUUGAUGUACAGCGACAGUCAGGGAAUUAGAUCGAGGGGCACGCUGAGAAGGUUCCCAAAGAGUGACAAACUGUAGAACAAACAAAAGCCUUUUCUGUUUAAAACCGAAUGGUACACUCCAAGGCAUUAGUCAGUUUACCUGGACAUCUCUUCAGCAAAGUAAGAGGGAUAGUUCAGGCAACUGAGAAAAAGAUUAGUUUUAUGAUGGGGAAUAGCAGUGCUUGGGGAGUGUCCCAAGGGCCUAGAGCCCAAACCCAUCAGAUGGUGCAAUUUUACAAGAGAAAAAUCUCUCUUCCCCUUCAGCUCCAGUAAUCUAUAAAAGACAGUACAAAGAAUCAAUGUUGUAUGAAUAAUAUUAAUGUUAGCUUGCCAGUUUGCUGUACUUUCCCUUCACCUAAAGUUGAUUGCAUAAAGUGGGAGGGGAGAAGGAAAAUAGAAAAGACAAAAGUAAAAAACCUACUCUAAAACUUAAUGACCUACUAGCCUUUUGGCUUUGAGGGAAGUAAUGUGAAACUGUAUGGGUAGGAAUGAUGUUAUGACAUUGAGAGAGAACCUGCCCACUCCUCCCUGAGCAGAGCAAAUUCUAAAGAUUUCAGGUUAGGUGAUAUUUUUCCUUAGGGUCUAGUAUUAGAGAGGACAGGGAGGGAAGAAAGACAAGAUAGGCUUCUUUUACUGUAAAUUAUUCCACCUGAAUCUUCACUUUUUUUGGGUUCUCAAGUGGCAGCAUUUUGUUUUGGUUUUGUCGGUUAAGCAGAGGUCUGUGUAUGCUUGUGGAAAAGCCAAGGGGAAAGGGUGAAUGAAUAGAACAGAUGUAACUUUGCCUUUAUGUACCCGGCAGAACUUCACCUCUUUUUGCCCUAGGAAUCCUCUCACCAUUGCAACAAUUCGGUCUGCUUAGCCCUAUAUCACACAUGGCUGUUUUGAUUGGCUGAUCAAUUUCUUAAAAAGUCCAACAUCUCUGAAUUAGGGUUGAGAAAGGAAGGUGGUCCCCGGUUCUCUCCUUAUCUGAAUUAACUUGUGAUCCCACAAAGUUCUGUGGAUUUCCAUGUGGCCAGCUGACAGGUUUUUUGGGGUAUCUAAAUCAAAGUCAGGAAAGUUGCUGUUGAAUUUGGGUCUCCUGGUAGGAAGAUAAAAGAACUGAAAUAUAUUCUGUCAAAGGAGUAUGGACCCUGGGAAUACUUUCAUCAAAUCUUCCUUCCUUGUCUCUCAUCUCUCAUUGGGAUUCUAAGAAUUUUAAGCAAUUAAGUGGCUUUUCUUUGUGAUUAGUUCAGUAGAAAGAAACAGAAGGGAUUAUGCCACUCAGAUUUGAGAAAUACUUAGGUCACCUUGAGAGCACUUGGCUUCUAUACAGUUGAUGCCCACUGUGGUCUGCAGAAUUGGUAGAGACAAGACAAGGAAGGAACCAUUCCUAAUGAGCCUUUGUGUCUGGAAAGUUUGAUUUCUCUCUGCCUUUGUGACCCCAUUUGUUCUCCUAAAUUAUACCUAAUGUAUGACCUCAGCUCUUCAUGGGCUGCCAAAGACCCAUAGUUAGAGUUUUCUUAACUGUCCCUGCUCCACACUCCCUAACCUCACCGGCCCUGGUCAUUCAUGGGCAGUAAUGGUGCAGGGUUAGUCACAGGAGAGAGAUCCCUGUCAUAGGCAUUUAAUGUAAGGGAAUAUCAAAUAAGUAGCAACUUAUUUGUGACAUGAAACUUUACUUAGGAUGCUGCUUCUGUGGGCCUUGUGGUGAGGGCUAUACCAAGUUCAGGAGGGAUCUUGUUUAAAUCCCUUGGCAGGGUGGGUACAUAGGCACACCCCUGCACCACUCUCUCAUAACAUUUCAGGCACCCAUCACCUACAUUGGGAACGUGGAGAAAGGCAGCAUUCUACUAACAGCCUGCUGCCUACAUUGUAUAGAGAGUCAAGAGGAAGCCAGCUGUUUUCCCAUCCCCAUAGACUAGCUGACACUGCCAUCUUGUGAGCACUGUGUUCCAGAAGCCCAGGCGCUGUCGGUGCUGCUUUGAGGCCGGCAGAGGGAGCCCCUGCCUUCUCAGCUCUUGCUGACUGGAGACAAAGGCUGGCUUUCCCAGCACUCUGCUGGUUUCCCGAUGUUGGAGGAGAGAGCUAUUGGAAACUGACAAAGAGAGGCCUUCUCUCCGAAAGGAGAAGCUGGCAUGUUUCCUUUGCGGGUCUCCUUUCUGGGUUCGGGGAUGAAGUUGGCCACUAGGACACAGGGGCAGCUCCUGAAUGCCGUUUUCCUCCAGUAGAGCCUCCCUGUCAGACAGCUGAGAGAAGCCGCUGCUGCUUUGAAAAUUCUGAGAUUAAAUAGUUCCAAUUCUUUUUUCCCCCUUUUUCCCAGCCACACACUGGAUAUAGGCCUAAGAAGAGAUUUCUUGCCUUAUCUUUGCGUUACCCUGCAGGGUGUUAUAAUGAAGAGUACUAGUCUUAGAGUCUGAAGAAGCCCGGGUUAGAGUCCCAGCUCUGACAUUUAUUGCUUUGUGACCUUGGGACAGUCACUUAAACUUCUCUGUAAAAUUGGCAUCACGAUACUUGAACUACCUACCUCACAGGGUUGUUGUGAGGGCUAGCUUUGUAAACUUUACUGGGAAUCAUGGUGUCACAGCAAUCUGGUGGUUGCCCAGGGCAUUUUUCCCAGAACCCGGGUAUGAGAUUUGGACCUAUGCCUCCUUCAUCAGGACCAAGGUCCAAAGACACAACUGGAAUUGGCUGAGUUUCAAGAGCAUUCAUAUCUGGUCAAUUGGCUGUUGAAGGAGGCAGAUGACAACUUUCUAUUAUUUCCCUCCCCCACUCUCCCGUUCUGGGAAAGGUAAAAGGAUUGACUUAUGUCAUAAGUUAUAGGUCAGCCCUUUGGGAGGGAGAAUCAGGAGGGCCCUGGUCACACAGGCCCCUCAUCCUUUUGGCCAGGGAGUCUUCAGAUCCCUGCCCCCUAACUUUUGUGUCUGUGCCAAUUGCAGGCCUAUAUGGAAUCCUAAGCAAAUUUGUAGUCAUUGACAAUGUGUGUGGGGUGGGGGGGAGGGGGAGGGAUGCAAACCCCUAAGCAUAACCAAUGUUAUCCUAAGCUGUAAGCAUAGCUCUCCUAGACUUUGUUUUUGUACCUUUUUGUUCCAAGUGACUUCUGAUUUUUUUCAUUGUGAUCCUAAGAUCUUAGAAAAUUUAAGAAAAAAAAAUUAACAUAAUUUAUUAAAGAUGGUUAACAGAAAAAGCUUACCUUUGAAAGGUAAAGUGGAGAAAUAGACACUGUUUUUAAAUGCCAAUAAAAACCUCAUUUAUUUCAUAUAUGCAACUUGAUUUGCACAUUUAUGAAGAGGCUUUCUGCAUUUUUACUUAGUUUUUUUGUUGCUGCUGCUGCCCACAAGCUGUUCCUUUCUCAAAGAAUCUGACAUGCUUAGAAACAUCAGAUUCUGUUUCCUAGGCUAUAUUUAUUGUUUAAAUCAUGUGCCUUUUCAUUUUUCUUUGGGGUUAUAUGUUGGGAGCCAGAUGCUGUUUGAAGGAGUAUAACAGAACACCAGUUCUGCCACUUGAGUCUACCUUGUUCUAAAUGUAGAUGUAUGUAGUAUGUGUUCUCCAAAAUGCCCUUUCUGUCCCCACAAAUGAACAAAGCAGGAAAAAAUAACAUAUAGGAAAAAUUGAUUAUCAUCAUUCCUUCCAAAGGGCCACUUUCUGUGACCUCCCCUUGGUCAAAAAUCCUCAUCAAGAGAGCCAUGAGUGAGAAAAAGGAGUUCACACCCAGUUCUCAGUCUCAUGGUGGGAGGACAUAGAAGGGGUGCUCCCUCAGCCCUUCAGGGGAUCAAAGAAAAAAUGGCUACCAUGAGUUAGAUUGGCAUUAAAAGAAGAACCUCAGAUCUACUAAGAUUUUCAGUGUUUGUCUCUGGGAUAUUAGCUUAUUGGCUACAUAAGAGAAGACAGGAGAAUAACUUUUUUUUGGGGGGGAGCCUGUUUUUUAAGUAUUUGCAAGACCUAAAGAAAGAUUCUUUUUUUUUUUAACUGGAAGUGGAGAUUUUCUCAACACUUCAGUGAGUCCCAGAUCAAGUUUAGGAGAGUAGUACAUAAUUAAGGGUCCAGUGGAAAAUGUUUACAAUUAUAUGUUCUUUAGACAAGACCAAUUCAAAUCAUUCUCCUGGGGACAGCUAUUUCCAAAGGUCUGGCUGGUUUUCCUCAACAUUUUACCUCUUUCACAAUACUGGGUUGUGUCUAAACCCGAGAAACUGUUUUGCUUUCCCGAUGAAUAAAGGGGUUUGUUUUAAUGAAAAAUUCUCAUUUGUUAGAAAAUUGUUUAUUUUGUUAACGACAGGCUCCAUUGUGUGUGUUUCUGUCCUAAGCUUGGAUUAUUUUAUUUAUUAAUUAAAAGCAUUAUUAAUUAAAUUCAUUUAACAGCUUUCCUCAAGCUCCAUCCAGCCUUAUAUGGCUAUUAAGCACCUUCAUUGGAAGAGACAAGCAAAUGGGAAUAGAUUCACAUGUAAUUUGAGAAUGUAGCCAUUUCCCACAGCUGAAGGAAACUGUCUUUGAUUCUUGUUGGCACCAAGGGAAAUGGAAAACCAGAUUUUUAAUAGCCAAAAGGCCAGGCUCUUUCUGUAGUUCAUUCCAAAAAGCUACGUAGGACCAAGUGAUUCCUUAACAUUUUGGGCCCUUCCAUGACAUUAAAUAUAGUAAAGGUACAUGCACUCCAUAUAUGUUGAUCUGAAAGUGUCUAAAUGAAAAUACAAUUCUUGACUGACCUAGUAAAGAUUAUCCAUCUAGACUGUCCUAAGUACUUGACCUUGCUAAUCUAAAUUCUAACUCAUGAGUUUCUAAUACUUUGUGACCUGAAACAGGUUGGUUCACUAGAAAAAUGUAGCAUAUUAGCCCUAAAUGAAACAAGAAUUUAGGGAUGGGUCUCUCUUGUUCACAACUGGACCCUGAUCCAUAAGUAUAUUUAGAACCGUUCAUACAGGUUUUUUUUAUUUAAUGUAUAUUGAAUGAAAGGUACCUUUUCAAUCAAUACUGUUUUGCCUCUGAAUUUCAAAUAAAUGAGACUUUAUUAUAUUUCAGAUACUCAAUAUAGAAUUGAUCUCUUUCUCCCUGCUUUCUAGGGUAUCUCGCUGCCCCCUGCUGGUUGGGGGGGGAUCCAUAGUACCCACUGUGAGCAGUCAUGUUAUCACCCCAAUUGGAUUCUAGGUUGUUAGUCAUCUCAUGAUCUUUGCACCGAACUUAAAGGAAUAAAGUUUUGUUUGUAGUUGCUCAAGUUCCAAGGAGACCAAAUUCCAGAAAUUGUCCUUAAAGCUGGUGUGAACAUAAUGUUGGAUGUUACCUCUCCAAAGUAUAAUUCCCAAAGAGGUCAAGAACUGGACAAGGUUAAAUAAAAUCCGUUGUUACUGAAAUGCCAGUUAUUUUUUUCCCUCUGUGGUUCCUAGACUUUUCCUUACCUGAUAAGUCUGCCUGCUAAUUCCCUUGAAGGAACAUCAUAGAUUUAAAAAUCUAUUUCUGUUCUAUGUCCCACCUUAUAUGAUCGUAAUUAAAAGAUAUAGGAACACCAACUAAUCCCUUCAUAUAAAAACCUUGACUGCAUCUUCAACUGAAUGGACAUUUUUGUACUUUUUCUUCCCUUUUGUGGAUACAAAAAAAGCAAGAUGGAAAAGAAUGUAUUGCAUUGCCAUCCAUCUCCAUCCCAAUUACUUGAACUUAUGAAGUCAUGGGAAUGGAUCUCUACCCACUGGAUGGGGAAUUGUAGGCAAAUGAACAAUCUCUAGAGACCAAAAGGGAAGCCACAUUUUUAGAAGGAUUUCAGGAAAUUAAUAUCUAGUGUUGCCAACUUUACCUUUGUAAAUGGUGCUUUUAGAGGAAUGGGGGAGAGGAGAAAGAUAUGGAAGUAAAAAAUGUUAUGGGCAGAGGCUUGUAAUUGAGGUGAGGACCCUAAGGCUAAAGGGGGUCUAGCUAGGUGAAAUUCUGCCACACAUCUCCAUGUACCUCAGAAACAACUGAUAGCAAGAAUAGGGAGCAAACUACAGGACAGCUGAAAUCCAUGAAAUCUGGGGGUUUGUUUUUGUUUUAAACCAGUCUGCCCGGGUAUUAAAAGCAAUGGAUUUGUGAAAGGUAAAUCUGAUGCCAAAGGAUGUAACGUCCCUUCCACUAUAGUUUGAAUUCAUAACCUUGAUACUUUUAAGCUUAGUUUAAAUAUGCAGACUGGUGUGUUCCACUAUACUCUUCAAGCAGCUCACAGCUCACCAAAUACUGGUUACAACUAUUUCUUAUUGUUCAGUUCCUGAGGUUUAAUAGUCCGGGAUUCUAAAAAUAGGGUGUAAAUGUCUGAAUGUACUUUACUGGCAUAGAAAGCGAUGCUUGUUUUUCACUGUUGUAGAGAAAACUAGGGAGAACUUUAUUUUUCAAUAAACUUUUUUCUUGUGUGA
Messenger RNA from Phascolarctos cinereus (koala), 9793 nucleotides. The record is from RefSeq and is a predicted model, not a curated record. Lineage: Eukaryota; Metazoa; Chordata; Mammalia; Diprotodontia; Phascolarctidae.